Moneuplotes crassus is the source of this 2197-nucleotide messenger RNA. Lineage: Eukaryota; Ciliophora; Spirotrichea; Euplotida; Euplotidae. The record is from the annotation of a GenBank genome assembly.
CUAAAUUUGAAUUAUGAGUUCCUUUAAUCCCUACGCGGAGAAGAAGAAGCAAACUAAGGAAGAAGACGAUCCUGACUUCAAAUUUAUCAAAGAUAAAGACCUGAAUAUGACCUCUAAUGAAAUGAAAGGACUGGUCAAAGCAAUGGAGUCUCAGGAGUUUAAAUCCAUCAUGGGAGAGUACCUCGAUGAUAUUUCAAAUCCAAAGAAUAAAGCAGAACUUGAGGAAUACUUGAAGCAAUGUGAAGAGAAUGGAGAGCUUCCUCCAAAUACAAAACUCAUUAGACCAACAGCAGGAUUCUGACUGAAGACAACGAGUAAUAAGUUGAUAAAUCGGAAGGAGAAGAAAUACUUCGAACAGAAGACCUUUAUCAAUAUCGCCUCUCAUGACAUUAUGGAUCCUCCAAAGAAGAUUGAUAGGGUGAAAAAUGGAUCAAGAGGAUAUACAUUCGAGCUACCUUAUAGAGUAUCGAAAGGGAGGCCAGAUCAAGAUAACAAGGGAGAGCUCUGUACAACCUACGAUGUUGUUUUCCAUCCAGAGGUUAUCAGCAUGUCUAUGCUUUACAAAGGGGAAUUUAUCAAAUUUGUGUGUGAUACAGCUAUCGAGGGUGUCAACAAAGUUCUCAGCCAAGACAAUGAGAAGCUCUCUAAGGAUUAUAAAUUGAUGAACAAAUUGAGAUGCAAAGGAGGGGCGCCAGCUUCAAUUACUGUGAAAGUUCAAAGUGAGAAUCCUAUCAUUAAUUCAUUGGAUCCCUCUAAGCAUGAGACUACUCUACAGAAGAAUGUUCUGAAUCAAUCCAAAGAAGCAGUUGAAAAGAGAAAACAAGAACAGCAAAACAAAGCACAAGAGGACGAUGAUGAAGCAGAAGACGAUGAAGAAGAGCUUAAAAGAAUUGAGGGCAUCUCUGAACCAAAGCAUAAAAUAGUCUACUCAUAUCCUGUAAAUGUUGCAGAUUGUUGGGAACCUCCUGCCGACAUACUCCAAGAUCGUAGGUUCCCUAUUUCAUUACGUGUGACUAUCAUGACUCCCUUCAUUGAGUCAACAAAAGAUGCAGACUUGGAUAUAAACGAGGAUACUCUGAUGUUCAAGGUUCCUGACAUCUACGAUCUGAUGCUCACAUUUAAAUACAAAGUUGAUCCAGAGAAAGGUGGCGCUAAAUUUGAAAAAGACAAGAAAAGACUAGUCAUCGAUCUCCCAGUUGUAGGAGUCACUGAUGUCACUCAUGAGAUCAUGAAGAAGGACAAAGAACAAUUUGAGAACAACAUGAAGAGAAUUUCAGGAGAAUUAAUCCAGGAUAUGGACAAUUACACCCAAGAUGUCAGCAAAGGCUUUGAAGCAAAUUUUGAACUUGAAGAACAGGUUGAUAUGAACAAGCUUAAGGAUGAAGCAUUAAAUGAAGAGCAAAAGGAGGAUGACUCACAACAAUUCCUUAAGAUAUAUGAUGAGUCCAAGAAUGAAUCUAAGGAGAAACCUGAAGGCCCAGCUGUUCUGGAUGAUAUCAAAUUUAAGGAGGAUGAACAGGAAUCUGACAACCUUAUCGGAAUCAAUCCAAUUAACAGCAAAGUUGAGUUAGUAAAAGAAAUUCCAGCUGAAGAGCAUUCUAAAGAAGAGCUUGAGAAGGCCAAGAAAGAUCUCGGAAUUCCUGAGAAGAAAAAAGAGAAGGAAUUUGAAUGAAUCGAGGCUAUGUUUCAACAAAGAAAUGAGCUCUUGUUCUACAUGUUCCAAGUAAAGGGGUAUAAGGAAGAGAAUGUCAAAUAUUUUGUGUCAGAAUCCCAUCUCUAUGUUGAACAUGACACUGAAGAGAAGAUGACUAAAUCGUACAUCGAAUUUCCCAAAGAAAUAGAUCCCUAUGAUACAAAAGUGCAAUUUAAUGUAGGGUUCAUCAACUUCACUCUAAAGAAAGAGAGUGUUACUAAGUGGAAAAAUGCUGGAAAUUAUCUCUCAGGAAUCAAAAAGUUCAAUGAAGAGGAUCAUAACCUCAAGAAGCACUUUAAGAGCAACUUCUUGUUCCCUCCAAAACCAGAGGGAGCUAAGAUAGAGCCAGAGCAUGACUCUGAUAAAGAGAAUAAUGCUGACCUGGAUAAUGAAGGAGCAAAAGACUCGGCACCUAAAACCUUGCAAGAAGCUUUAGAGAGGAUCCAGAAGAGACAGGUCUCACAUCUUGACCUGGAUUCUUCUAUAAUAUUCGAAAUAUUUUAG